This is a messenger RNA of Procambarus clarkii (red swamp crayfish), 1770 nucleotides long. NCBI's taxonomy places the organism in Eukaryota, Metazoa, Arthropoda, Malacostraca, Decapoda, Cambaridae. The record is from RefSeq and is a predicted model, not a curated record.
UGGGGCACGCCCCAUAAGUUUGCCCCGAGGGGUGUGCCGUGUCCACGCCCGCCCGCCUGGCACGCACCUCACAGCUCCGUGCCGCCCCGUGUAGUUGCACCACCAGCCGCCAGGGCAACACCCCGCCUAUGGGCCUGGAUACCCGUGGGCGGCUCUCCUCACCCAGCGCCCGCCCGACUCCCUGCGCCCACCCAGCCUGCCUCCUCAACGCGCCCACUGCCCGCCGGCCGCCCACCAUGGUGAUGCUCGCCUGGACCGGCCGCCCUCGCCCACCCCACACCCACGCCCUCGGAGGUGGUGGUAGUCACAACGGCGACGGUGGUGGAGGCACGGAGGGCGGUGGUGGUGCCGAUGAGGAGGAGCUGGGGCCCUUCUGGGACAUCCUUGACAAUGAAAUCCGGCCCAUCAAACCUCUUCCUUCAUGCCCAGAGUCACAGAAAAUAUUCUCUGAACACAAAGAGAUGGCGCGGAAAUACUUGGUCUUACAGCAAGAGAUCUUCAACUUAAGAAAGCGCAAAAGUACUCUGGAGAAUAAACUGUCACAAGCUGAGAAAGUGGAGCAGUUGGGAAAUCAGCGAUAUCAAGACAAGAUCCGAGAGCUGGAGAGCAAGAGGGAAAGUUUACGUCAUACUCACAGCAGACUGAGACAACAGUUGGAACAAAUUCGUACCCGACAGGAAGAGCAGCAGAAACAACAGGAGCAACAGGAUGAUGGCAAUGAUGUGGGCCUUGACCACCAUCUCCCUCUAGCACCCCCAUAAUGCUACUCUUCUUCCAGAAAUAUCCAGGCUGUGAUCUGUGGGAAAACAGGACAGUGCAAGUUAAAUAGAUGCAUUAUGUGCACCUUAGAAUGAUUCCUCUUCUAAGAUAGAGAACUGUCUGAUCCUCAUGCAUUAUUGAUUAAUUUAAAAAAAGAAAAACAGUGCAGCAAGCCCAACAACGAAACUAGAAACAAGUGAUCUUUGUCAAAUCGUUUGGAGGAUUGACUGCUCUCCGAACUAAUAUUAGAAAUUAUUGAAUUAUGUUUUCAGAUUUACAUGUGUGCUGUUUUUAUUAGUACUGUAGGGGGAACUUAUAUUUGUGAAUUGCAAGCCAGUUGUUCUAGGUUAAUAUGUAAUUUGUUUUAGUCGUAUCUUGCACUUUUUUCAUGAUAUGGUUUACUGUUCCUUUAUUACAGGAUUAGCAAAAAGGCUUCUGUAAUAACAGAGAAUAUAAAGUUGCGCAUUUUGUAGUUGCAAGAAAUCCUAGUCUUGAAUUAUAUUGUGUUAACUAAUGUACAUACAGUAUAUGGCAAUAACAAAUUAUCAAUCCAAAAAUAAUUUUCUGUGAUCACAUGGUUGCAGUCAGGAACAUUUUGGUAAUCAUAGAUGUCAGGAGUCAAUUUCCAGAAUUUAGUUGUACUGUUGGAUUCAUUUCCUUGAGGAAGCUUGAUGUACAUGUCUAAAGAAACCACAUUGCAGUAUGUCAUCACUGAUGGUCCAUUAUUCCAUUCAACACGAUUAAAACUCUGGAUACAUUGUGCAUCAUUACCGGGUAGCUGAUACUUCACAAGUUGAAGUAUAGCAGUAAUGUUACGUGUGAAUGUUCAUUUGUAUGUGUUCAUGCAGCUCUUAUAUAUACAGUAAUUUACAAUUUUUUACAAUUGUAAUUGUAUGUUGAUGUAAUACUUAGAUGAUCUAAUAUAUAGCAGUACUGAUAUAUUUGUUGUAAUAUAUGUAAAUAUAAAUAUGUAUUUUAUAUGUUUAUUACAAGUAAAAGUGUUUAAACUUU